Aspergillus puulaauensis is the source of this 1710-nucleotide messenger RNA. RefSeq names its product dicarboxylic amino acid permease agtA. Gene Ontology annotation, cellular component: membrane. Gene Ontology annotation, molecular function: amino acid transmembrane transporter activity. The transcript is spliced from 5 exons. The record is from RefSeq and is a predicted model, not a curated record. Gene Ontology annotation, biological process: amino acid transmembrane transport. The coding region runs from base 1 to 1710 and encodes 569 amino acids. Lineage: Eukaryota; Fungi; Ascomycota; Eurotiomycetes; Eurotiales; Aspergillaceae.
AUGGGCGUCGAAAAAGACGACGGGAUCUCCGUCGCUCCUAACAAUGCCGUCUACGAUGUUUCUGCCACUGAGAAGGGGGUCAUGGAGGUGCCCCGGGAGAAUGAACUUCAUCGUGCGCUCAAGGCGCGCCACAUUACUAUGAUCGCAAUCGGUGGUGCUAUUGGUACCGGUUUGAUCAUUGGAACUGGCGCGGCUCUUGAGAAGGCCGGGCCUGGUUCAAUUCUGAUAUCUUAUGCCUUCAUGGGCUUCAUCGUCUAUCUUGUCAUGUGUGGUCUCGGAGAGAUGGCCACUUGGUUACCUCGCUCCUCCGGCUUCACUGGUUACGCUGUACGCUUCUGCGACCCUGCGUUGGGGUUUGCACUGGGUUAUACGUACUGGUUUAAAUACAUCAUCGUCACACCAAAUCAGUUAACAGCCGGCGCGUUGGUUAUUCAAUACUGGUUGCCCGCAGAAAAAGUCAACCCGGGUGUAUGGAUCACCGUAUUCCUAAUCUUGAUCAUCUUCAUCAACUACUUCGGUGUCGGAUUCUUUGGUGAAUUUGAGUUCUGGCUUUCGUCGUUCAAAGUUGUCGUGAUUAUCGGCUUGAUAUUGCUCUCCUUCAUUUUAAUGCUGGGAGGCGGACCUGAUCAUGACCGCAAAGGCUUCCGCUACUGGAAAAGCCCGGGUGCCUUUAGAUCCUAUAUCGACGAGGGCCCCGAUGGUAACGGCAGCGAUGCCGGUCGUUUCUUUGCCUUCUGGUCGACCAUGGUUUCUGCCACAUUUGCCUAUCUCGGCACAGAGUUGGUCGGUGUGACUGUUGGCGAGGCCCAGAAUCCCCGAAAGACGAUUCCGCGCGCCAUCAAACUGACCUUCUAUCGUAUCGUCUUUUUCUACGUGAUCAGUGUUUUGCUGGUUGGCACUCUGGUUCCCUACGACCAUCCGAGACUCGAAGAAGCAAAUAGUGCGGGUACUUCUUCAGCCGCCUCGCCCUUUGUCCUUGCCAUUGAAAUCGCCGGUAUCCCCGCACUUCCCCACAUCUUGAACGCCUGCAUUCUUCUCUUCGUCUUCUCCGCUGCCAACUCUGAUCUUUACAUUGCCACUCGAACCAUUUAUGGUCUCGCUAAGGAGGGCAAGGCACCUAGGAUCCUCACCAAGACUGACCGUCGUGGUGUACCGUUCGUGGCUCUGGGCCUCUGCGCACUUAUUGCCUGCAUUGCCUACAUGAACGUAUCGAGCAGCUCAAAAACCGUGUUCAAAUACUUCGUGGACCUGGUCACCAUUUUCGGUCUACUCAGCUGGAUCUCGUUGCUGGUUACCCAUAUCUUCUUCGUGAAAGCUCGCGAAGCCCAACAAGUUCCAAAGAGCGAUCUUGCCUAUACCGCCCCCCUCGGUAUUUGGGGUUCUUACUUUGCCCUCUUCUGGUGCAUUGUUGUCUCUUUUACUAAGAGCUUCGACAUUUUCACUAACGUCAAUGAUUCAUUUGACUACAAGACUUUCAUCACAUCAUACCUGGGCAUCCCGCUAUAUCUCAUUCUCAUUUUUGGCUACAAGCUUACCACCAAAAGCAAGCGUGUCCUUCCGCACGAGGCGGACCUCUGGACUGAUAAGGACAUUAUCGACCGCGAGGAGGCUGCAUAUCUUGCCCAACAGGAGGCCAAGAAGGCAAUGCAGAGCAAUAACAAAGGCCUCGCCGCAUGGUUCUACAAGACCUUUAUUUCCUGGCUGUUUUAG